AUGUGUAGUUUGCUGGAGCUUUUCCCUGACCUUUAUGCGCAGGCAGCUGAGGAUGGUAUGUCGGUAGCGGAGGCAGGCGUUUGGACGAGCGGAAACGGCUGGGAAUGGCGGUUGGAUCGGGUGCUGCAGAACACAAGCAGCAGCAGCACCGCGAGCUCCAGUCAGUCGCAGCUGCUGGAUUUUUUGGACCGGACUGCGCUUUCGGUUGGCAGCGACGACGUGUUCCGGUGGAAGCUGAACAAGGAGGAGGUUUUUUCUGUUUCCUCUUGUUACUACAGGUUCUUCUCUAAGCUUUCUGGGCCUCCUAUUUUACCUAGCGUUGUUAAAGAUGCAUAUUUUAUUUGUAAGAUAGAUGCUCCUUCUAAAACUCUUUUAUUCGGGUGGAGAUUAAUUCACGAUAGACUAGCUACCAAAGAUCAUCUCUUCAUGAAAGGAAUUUUGGACAUUACCGAGAUUAAUUAG
Vicia villosa (hairy vetch) is the source of this 462-nucleotide messenger RNA. RefSeq lists its product as uncharacterized. The transcript has a single exon. NCBI's taxonomy places the organism in Eukaryota, Viridiplantae, Streptophyta, Magnoliopsida, Fabales, Fabaceae. The record is from RefSeq and is a predicted model, not a curated record. Bases 1 to 462 code for a protein of 153 amino acids.